GGCCACGCGGGGCCGUUCUGAUUCCUCCAACAUCUCAUUUUCAUUCUUUGAUGAUAUUUGUUCACAUACAGCUUACACAUAAAAGUAAACAUUUCCAGCAAAGUGCUCCAGAUUCCUUUUUUAGAAAUCUGAAUCCACAUGAAAACAAUGGCAACAAGAAAAAGGCGUAAACUUUCCAGAACACGCUCAGAUUUUGAAUAUGUGAUAAAGAGGUUAUUGUGAGUCCGAACUUUUCACACAAGAACUGGAGGAGAUGUAACAGGAAUAAUAAACAGAGGAACGCUGGCUAAUGCAGAGCAGAUGGCCAUGCAGGGCAGUGCUAAGCAUUUCAAUGUCUUCUCCUUGGACCUUUGGACUCAAGAUGGCUGAGUGCCUGUUUCUUUAGCUAAAAAUAAAGUUCAUGCACUUGGGAAAACCACAAUUGUGACUGGUUUGAUUUAUGGGGUGGUUGGUAGACUAAAGUUUUCGAGAAUCUACUAUGUGACAGGCAUUUGGCAUACACAAUCAAAUUUAAUCCUGACCACAACUCCAUUUUCUAGAUGA
Choloepus didactylus (southern two-toed sloth) is the source of this 543-nucleotide messenger RNA. RefSeq names its product chromosome 1 C3orf35 homolog (gene APRG1). NCBI's taxonomy places the organism in Eukaryota, Metazoa, Chordata, Mammalia, Pilosa, Megalonychidae. The record is from RefSeq and is a predicted model, not a curated record.